Lycium ferocissimum is the source of this 1159-nucleotide messenger RNA. RefSeq lists its product as uncharacterized. The transcript has 5 exons. The record is from RefSeq and is a predicted model, not a curated record. Gene Ontology annotation, molecular function: DNA binding; zinc ion binding. Gene Ontology annotation, cellular component: replication fork protection complex; nucleus. NCBI's taxonomy places the organism in Eukaryota, Viridiplantae, Streptophyta, Magnoliopsida, Solanales, Solanaceae. Bases 132 to 1001 code for a protein of 289 amino acids. Gene Ontology annotation, biological process: replication fork processing; DNA replication checkpoint signaling; replication fork arrest.
UUCAUUUCCCGCCAAAUCCUUAAACAAAAGCGAAAAAUCUCUCCAUUUUGGAACCUUCUAAAUCUCAAAACAGAGAGCAAAAACGAAAAUCGCUUCAUUCUAGAACCUUCUAAAAUCUCAAAAACGCUAAAAUGGAAAAGUCCGGCAACAGCGGCGGCGGCGGUUCAGCACCUACAGGGUGCUACAAGUGUGGUCGUCCAGGUCACUGGUCAAGAGAUUGCCCUGCAAAUCCUAACACUACUACCGAUAAAUCUAACCCUAAUACGACGACGUAUGGUUCAAAAACCGGAUCUAAUACCGAAGCUGGAACCGGAGCUGGAGGUUCGGGUUCCAAGCCGAAGAAAGUAGUAACUAGGUCAAUGCCUAAGUUAACUCCAGAUAUACUUUUAUCUGAUAAAGGACUUGGUUAUGUUCUAAGGCAUUUUCCUCGUGCUUUUAAAUAUCGUGGUCGCGGUCAUGAGGUUGCUGAUUUGGGUCACCUACUUGGCUUAUAUGCUGAAUGGCAUGCUGGUUUACUUCCUUAUUACUCAUUUGAUCAGUUCAUACAUAAGGUGGAAAAGCUCGGUGGCUCAAAGAGAGUCAAGGUAUGCAUGAGAGGACUACGAGACAGGGUCGCUGAUGGAGUGGAUCCUGCAAAGCUGUAUGACGAGCCACAAGUACAAGAACAAGAAACAAAUCAACAGGAGUUCAAGGAUUUGGAACCAACUGAUUAUCCAGAAGAUAGCAUGCAAAAUCCAAAUCCUAAAGAUUUUCAGGAAAUCAUGCUUGAUGAUGUGUGGGAGAAGGCAAUUGAGGAGCCAUCUCAACCAUCCCAUCAACAGAUUGUUGCUGCUGAUACAUCUUCUGGAGGGAAAGAUACAGUAAAUCAGGCUCCAGAAAAUGUAUCAAAAAGUUCUGGGGUUAUUCAGAUCUCGGAAGAACAGAGAGCUCGGAUGGAGGCUAAUAAGUUGAAGGCAUUGCAGAGAGCGGCUGCUCGAACUACUCAUACAAAGUCUACAUGAUGGUUUUUACAUAGAGCUCCAUAGAGGUUUCUAACUUAUAUCCUUUCUUAUUGUAAAUUGUUCAUGAGGGAGAUUCUUCAUUAAAUGGUUAAAGUUACCUUCAUCUUGAAUGUCUAGAACUGGUCGAAAUAAUAAAACUUUUCACUCUUUCCCCCAAA